GACGAGGCAGUGGCGGCGGCGGCGGCGGCGGCGGGUGAUGGAGCCGGAGCCGGAGGGUCCGGAGCCCCCCCCGGGGAUGGGGGAGGAUCCGGAGCCCCCCCCGGACCCCCCUCCUUGGGGGGUGCCGUGGGAGGAGGCGGGGGGGGGCCUGCAGGUGCUGGGGGGGUGGGCGGCGCCGCUGCUGCUGCGGGGGGAGACCCAGCGGCUGCUGCGGGAGCUGGGGGGGGCCCGGCCCCUCCCCCGCCUGCCCCACAUCAAACGGGUGCGGGGGGGGCCCGGGGGGGCCGCGGUGCUGCUCUGCCUCGACAGCCACCUGCAGGGGGCAGGUGACGGAGCCACCCCGGGGGCGGCUGCCACCGCGGGACCCCCGGGCACCGACGUCCCCGAGGCCACCGGGGGCUGCGGACACAGGACCGGGGACACCGGGGACACCGACACCGGUGGCGCCACCGCUGUCACCGAGGCCACCGGGGGCCAGGGACGCUGGACUGGGGACACCGAGGACAUGGACGUCGGCGGUGCCACCACCGUCCCCGAGGCCACCGUGGGCUGCGUGUGCGGGACUGGGGCCGCCAGGGACACCGAGGCCACCGACGCUGGCUGUGCCACCGCCGUCCCCGAGGCCACCGGGGGUCCUGGAUGCAGGACUGGGGACACCACGGACACCGACACCGGUGGCGCCACCGCUGUCACCGAGGCCACCAGGGGCCAGGGACGCUGGACUGGGGACACUGAGGACAUGGACAUCGGCGGUGCCACCGCCGUCCCCGAGGCCACCGUGGGCUGUGGGUGCCGGACAGGGGACCCCGGGGACACCGACACCCGUUGUGCCACCGACGUCCCCGAGGCCGCCGUGGGCCGGGGACACGGGACUGGGGACACCAGGGCCACGGACAUCAACGGUGCCACCGAUGUCGCCGAGGCCACCGCGUGCCCCGGAAGCAGCUCUGAUGCCACCAGCGUCCCCGGUGCCACCGCGCCCCGCGCCGCCGUCCCCCCGCUGCGGGUGCUGCUGGGCCCCGGGGUGUCGAGCCGGGGGCUGGGGACCCCUUUCCGCGUCAGGGUGCCGGGGCGGGUGCCGCCGCGGGGGACGCCGGCGACAGGGCUGUGGCCUUGGGUGACGCGGGGGGGGACGGGGGAGGGCAGCGAGUGUCCCCCGCUGAGCCCCGGGGAGGCGGCGGCGGCGGCCGCCAUGAUGGCGGUGGCGGUGGCGGCGGCGCGGCGCGGGGCGCGGGCGGGGAUGGUGGCGGCGGGGGCGGCCGUGGUGGAGCCGGGGACGGGGCGGGUGCUGGCGGCCACCCACGACGCCCGGCGGGGGGGCCACCCCCUGGCACACGCCACCAUCACCUGCCUGGAGGCCGUGGCGCGGGGACAACGGCAGGGAGGGGACGCUGCUGGCGGGGGUGGCACUUGGGCUGGAGGUUGGGGUGGCCCUGGGGACGCCGGGGGUGGUGUCGGGGGCACCGGGGGUGCUGGUGGCCCUGGAGAUGCUGGUGGCACCGGUGGCACCAGGAGUGUUGGUUGUCCUGGAGGUCCUGGUGGCACUGGAGAUGCUGGUGGCACCAGGAGUGCUGGUGGCCUUGGAGGUCCUGGUGGCCCUGGAGGUGCUGGUGGCACUGGUGGCACCAGGAGUGUCGGUUGUCCUGGAGGUCCUGGUGGCACUGGAGAUGCUGGUGGCACCAGGAGUGUUGGUUGCCCCGGAGGUCCUGGUGGCACUGGAGUCCCUGGUGGCACUGGUGGCACCUGGACUGCUGGUGGCCCUGGACGUCCUGCUGGCCACGGAGGUUGUGGUGGCAGUGGUGGCACCAGGAGUGCUGGUGGCCCUGGAUGUCUUGGUGGCCCUGGGGACGCUGGUGGCCCUGAAGGUCCUGGUGGCCCUGGAUGUUCUGGUGGCCCUGGAUGUCUUGGUGGCCCUGGUGAUGCUGGUGGUCCUGGAUGUUCUGGUGGCCCUGGAUGUCUUGGUGGCCCUGGUGAUGCUGGUGGCCCUGGGGACGCUGGUGGCCCUGGAUGUCUUGGUGGCCCUGGUGAUGCUGGUGGCCCUGGGGACGCUGGUAGCCCUGGUGAUGCUGGUGGCGCUGGAUGUUCUGGUGGCCCUGGGGACGCUGGUGGCCCUGGUGGCGCUGAAGGCGCUGGUGGCCCCGGGGGGGCGGGGGGGGGUUACCUGUGCGUGGGGUGCGACGUGUACCUGACGCGGGAGCCCUGCGCCCUCUGCGCCAUGGCCCUGCUCCACGCCCGCGUGCGCCGCGUCCUCUUCGGCGUCCCCUCCCCCCAGGGCGCCCUCAGCACCCGCUACGGCCUCCACGGCCGCCCCCCCCUCAACCACCGCUACCCGCGCCUACGGCGGCGUCGCCCCCCGCGCCUGCGCCCGCCUCGCGCCCCCCCAGCAAUAAAACCCCCGCGGGGGGACGGGGACCCGCCUCGGCCUGCGCUGGGGGGGGACGGGGGGGCACAGAAGGGCCACGGAGCACAGACCGCUCUAGACCAGUAUGGACCAGGGGCUGGGGGGCCUGAAGGACUAUGGUGGACCAGUAUGGUCCAGUACGGACCAGUACAGACUAUUGUGGGCCAGUAUGGACCAGUACAGACUAUUGUGGACCAUAUGGACCAGUACAGGCUAGUAUGGACCAGUAUAGACUAUUGUGGGCCAGUGCAGACCAGUACAGAGCAGUAUGGACCAGUGCAGACCAGUACAGACUAUUAUUGCGGGCCAGUAUGGACCAGUAUGGGCCAGUAUGGACCAGUAUAG
Molecule: messenger RNA, 2746 nt
Organism: Chroicocephalus ridibundus (black-headed gull)
Lineage: Eukaryota; Metazoa; Chordata; Aves; Charadriiformes; Laridae
Product: collagen, type I, alpha 1b-like
Exons: 5
Coding region: 38-2746 (902 amino acids)
Cellular component (GO): cytoplasm; nucleus
Molecular function (GO): tRNA-specific adenosine-34 deaminase activity
Source: RefSeq, a predicted model, not a curated record